Episyrphus balteatus (marmalade hoverfly) is the source of this 487-nucleotide messenger RNA. Its product is annotated as ATPase inhibitor mai-2, mitochondrial. Gene Ontology annotation, cellular component: mitochondrion. The transcript is spliced from 4 exons. NCBI's taxonomy places the organism in Eukaryota, Metazoa, Arthropoda, Insecta, Diptera, Syrphidae. Gene Ontology annotation, biological process: negative regulation of ATP-dependent activity. The record is from RefSeq and is a predicted model, not a curated record. Gene Ontology annotation, molecular function: ATPase inhibitor activity. Bases 82 to 405 code for a protein of 107 amino acids.
UUUUCUUCAUUUUCUUUUUUUUUUAUUUUAUUUCGUCUCAAGUUCUCGAAGAAGGUUUUAAUCAUCAAAACAGAAUAAAAGAUGUUUGCAUUUAAUCGUACCUCAUCUCGUUUAUAUCCAACUUGCAUGCAAUUCGCCAAAAUGUCCCAAUUGGGUGACCUUGGAAGUGGAGCUGGCAAAGGAGGUGGCGGUGGUGGAUCCAUCCGCGAAGCUGGCGGUUCAUUUGGCAAAUUGGAAGCAGCCAGGGAAGAAGAAUAUUUCUACAAGAAGCAAAGACAACAACUUGAAAAAUUGAAGAACGACCAAAUUCAUCAGGCCGAAUUCCAUCACCAACAAAUCAAGGAACACGAAGAGGCUAUUGAACGCCAUAAGAAAUUCCUUGAGAAUGUCUCCUCAUCAAAGUAAAUGGACUCUACACUCGUAACUGCACUGAAAAAAAAAAGCGGCUGCCAUUCUUCCAAUAAUAUAAAGUCCAGCGGCAGAAAAA